AUGGCUUCUGUCAUUCGUCGAAUACGGCGAACGAACAAGAAGGCCGCGAAAUAUCGAUUUACUGCCACUUUGGAGGAACUUCUAAUAGUUGGUUCUGAGAAAUGGAAACCAAGUACAGUCACCGUCUCAUUUAUGCACAGGCGAAGGAAAAUAAGUUCAAAGGAAAGAAAAUGGGAAGAAUCGUUUUCAAAUCCAGACCAGACUGUAAUUAUGUGGCCAGAGCAGGCAGCCGAACAUAUUGAUAUCUUGACCACCCUUUACAAAUCACAACAUGAAGACCAAUACGAUGAUAAGGAAUGGACAAUUGUUGUGGAAGAGGUGACCUCUAAAGGCAGACGGAGGCCUAUAGCUGCCGUAUCCCUCAACAUUCGACUCUUUAUUAUGGAUUUUCCCGAACAGAAGUCUGAGCUCAAAUUGAAACUCCGACCGCUCACUCCUCAAUUGAAGCAGUGCAAUUUAGUAUUGCUGCUUUCAAGUCAACUGCUCAAAGAGGGAUUGUGA
Haemonchus placei is the source of this 501-nucleotide messenger RNA. NCBI's taxonomy places the organism in Eukaryota, Metazoa, Nematoda, Chromadorea, Rhabditida, Trichostrongylidae. The record is from the annotation of a GenBank genome assembly.